CUUCUUCAUCAAAUCAUCAUCAAUCCAUUCCUCCUCCUUCUCUCACUCUCUCUUUCUCUCCUUCCUUUUUCCUUUUUCUCCUUCAUCUUCUACUUCUAUUAAUUUACUCAAGAACACCUCAAAUCUCUUGCUUAAUCACUCUUCAAAUUUCUUCUCAGAGAUCUUUCCCAGAUCUGUAAAUCCCCUUCAUUAAUCCCCUUUUUUCUUUAUCUUCAGGAAGUAAGAAGUUGCAUAAUCAGACUUUGAAGGGUCUGGGACUUGAACUGUAAAUAGUUCUGGUGUCCAGAUGAGAAGAACUGAUGUUAUUGGCAGUCGAAGGAGGAGGGUUUUUCUCUUCGUCAGCAACCGGGUAUAGCAAGGGUCUGACCCUUUUACUUCUGGGUCAGAGGAGUGAUGAGAAGCACAUGAGAGUAGCUCCUUGGAAUCAAUACCAGUUGGUGGACCAGGAAACUGAAAGUGACCUCCAGCUGGCUUCUGGAAAGAACAGACUUUCCCGCGGGUGCGCUACCUUUGUGUGCUUUGGUCGCGCUUCCGCAGGACUUGAUGGACAGUCACCACUUAAAGUAGGUCCCACACAACCUCAAGUUAUCUUGCCAAGUGGUACUGUAAACGAGAGUGAAAAGGAACACAGCACUGUUGAUAACAAUGAUAACAAUGUUGGAAAUAUCAUGCUCAAAAGUAGCCUGAAGAAGCCAUCAAAUAAUACUUCACAAACUACAAAAAGCAGUGAUGAGCAGCAGCCCCUGUCUGAAGAGAGUACUGAUCUUCCUGGACACACAGAAAGGAGAAAAGUGCAGUGGACAGAUGCAUGUGGGAAAGAGCUUGCCGAGAUCAGAGAAUUUGAGCUCAGUGAACAUGGCGAUUCAGACGAUGAAUUUGUCAACGGAAAUGGGAAGGCUUGUUCUUGUAGGAUUAUGUAAUUGGGGCUUGUGAAUUCACUUGAUUGUUUUCGAACUCUUGAUGGUGGAGUAAAAGGGUAAUUAGAUUGAGCCAUUUAUCGUGAUUUAGAUUGGGGCGUUUAGCAGCAGUGAAAUCAGAAGAUAGCGAGUGGUGUUGCCCAUUUUUUCGAGAUUUCGUGUGUUGAUUAUCUGCUAAAAUCCAGAGCAUCAGGAUUCCUCUACUGUUAAUAUCUUGUCAAUUUUGUUUUAUUGAGUGGACAAUCAGAUUGGUUUUUCUUAAAAAUUCAUCCCUAAAUUCAUUCUUUUCCGAACUCGAAAUUUUCUUCCCCAUCCCAUCCCAUCCCAUCCCAUCCCAAUAGUUUUAGCAGAUGAUAUUAUCUUUAGUUUUCAUGACUGUUUGUGUAUUUGCUGCUCUUAUGAUAAUAUUGUUGCAUUCAAUAUCA
Amaranthus tricolor (Joseph's coat) is the source of this 1342-nucleotide messenger RNA. RefSeq lists its product as uncharacterized. The record is from RefSeq and is a predicted model, not a curated record. Bases 300 to 920 code for a protein of 206 amino acids. Lineage: Eukaryota; Viridiplantae; Streptophyta; Magnoliopsida; Caryophyllales; Amaranthaceae. The transcript is spliced from 3 exons.